AUGAUAAUGAAAGUGAAACUAAUUAUAUCUAAAUCUAGGUAUAUCGGGAAAGGUGGGUUCCUCGAGUUACUUCUAGAGCUAGACCUACAGUUUCUGGAUUUAUCAGCCACAAGUUCGUCCAACACCAAGAUGUGCUGCAGCCGCAGAUCCAAUCUUAGUUAUUUGCUUUUAAUGACCAGACUCGUGCUUUCUAAUGUCUAUCUCAAUAGAUACGCUUCAGCAAAAAUGCAGUUUCAGAAAAUCUUUCUAUAAAUCUACACCACAAAAUCAGGCACAGAUAGAUCACAGAAUAGUUCGCCACACAGAACCUACCAGCAAAAUUUGUAUGAUCUCUUAUCAAGUGAAAAAGAAAAUGCCUACCGAGGUGAUGGUUUGUCAGAGGCAGAAAUUGUUAGCAAUUUAAUUCACAUUUUCAAUCCGAGAUUUCGCUCCGAAGGUUUCACUCUUGUAUUCAGAUUCGUCCUACAAGAAAUCUAAUGUCCUUUAUGUUAGCAAUUUAAUUCACAUUUUCAAUCCGAGAUUUCGCUCCGAAGGUUUCACUCUUGUAUUCAGAUUCGUCCUACAAGAAAUGUAAUGUCCUUUAUUGUUUGAGAUCGUUGUUUUCAAAGUCACUCUUCCGACACGAGUUGUGCUGUAUUGAGUGUCGUAGUCGCUUCUCCUUCUGUGUACAUUAAUAUUAGAUCAGAAAUAUAUUCCUUCGACUAGGAUGUGCAGUUUGUUGCAGGAGCAGACAACGAAGCACUCUGCGAUCUCGAAGUGGAAGUUUGGGAAAAAAGGAGGUGCAUCAUUAGCCUAGUGAGGUGUUGUGGCCGAUUUAUGCUGGUGGUUGAUUCGCAAGAAGAGUGUUGCACUAAGCAAGCUAGAAGAGCAGAAGUGUCUCUUGGAAGACCGCUCUCAGCGGCGACUGCAGAUCUCGUUCAUCUUCAUGGUGGGAGUGGAAGAUGAACGUGAAACCGUUUGUCGGAAUGUUUUCUGGAGUUGAAGAUUUCGAUUUGGGAUACAAUUUACAAAUUAUGCAAAUAUGUAUUGACGCCGGCCUGCAGAAAAACUACUAACUUCAAUUUCUAGCGUGAAGAAAGUAGUAGUUGUUUGCUGAAAUAACAAACCAUGGGCGCCUGAGUGGUGCGACCCUGUUCUGUGCAGUAGGAUGAAGCCGAACCCGAAGUCGAAGUGUGUCCCGGAAUAUUAUCUGUGUUUGUUUAUUGUAGUAGCACUCCCGCUCGAGCAAGAAAUGAAAAAAUGUGCGAACGUUUGCAUUUUCUCGAUCAUAGAUACAGGGAAGUGGGCGUGAUGGUGAUCUAUUUGUCGUGAUGCUCCAGUGUAAAACGAAC
Molecule: messenger RNA, 1331 nt
Organism: Amoebophrya sp. A120
Lineage: Eukaryota; Dinophyceae; Syndiniales; Amoebophryaceae
Source: the annotation of a GenBank genome assembly